Molecule: messenger RNA, 960 nt
Organism: Triticum turgidum subsp. durum (durum wheat)
Lineage: Eukaryota; Viridiplantae; Streptophyta; Magnoliopsida; Poales; Poaceae
Source: the annotation of a GenBank genome assembly
AUGUGCGGCCUGCUUCUGCGCAUGGAGCACCUCAACGACUGGGACCUGCAGGCCGUCGUCAGGAGCUGCGCCACCUUCUCCUCCUCCCACCACCCCCAGGAAGAGGACCGCGCCGGUCCUCCUCCGGGUCCCGCCGCGGCGCCGCCGGCCGACACGCCGGUAAAGCGGGAGCCGCGCGACGUGGUCCGGCCCGCAUCGGCGGCCAAGGACGCGUCGUCGCUGUACGGCCUGGAGUACCUGGACUUGGAUCACAAGCCCUUCCUGCUGUCGGCGCCGUCGUCGCAGUCGUGGGCGGCGGUGGAUGACCGCCACGAGAUGAUGAUCUCUUUCCCCGCGGCGGCGUCCACGUCCGGCGUGCGGCCGCGGGUGCCGCCUGGCCGGAAGCCCGGCAUACGAAGCAGCACCCCGCGCCCGAAAAGAAGCAAGAAGAGCCAGCUGAAGAAGGUGGUAUGCGAGGUGCCGGUGGCCGACGGCGGCGUCUCCUCCGACCUUUGGGCGUGGCGCAAGUACGGUCAAAAGCCCAUCAAAGGCUCGCCUUAUCCCCGGGGAUACUACAAGUGUAGCAGCAUGAAGGGGUGCAUGGCCCGGAAACUGGUGGAGCGCAGCCCGGCCAAGCCCGGUGUGCUCGUCAUCACCUACAUGGCCGACCACUGCCACCCGGUGCCGACGCAGAUCAACGCACUCGCCGGCACCACCCGCCACAAGACCACCCCUGCGGACGGCCACGCGACGACGCCCAAAAGCCACGGCGACGCCCACGAGGCGGUGAGGUGCGAGGACGAAAGCAACGAGAUGUCGUCGAUGGCGGUGGACGGUACCACUGAGGAGGCGGCGGGGGAUGACGGCGGCGAGUUCUGGCCAACGGAGCUGGACCUGGACGAGUUGUUGGCGCCUGUGGAUGGCGAUCUGGAUCAUGUCUUCGACGAGGAUGGCGCCCUGGGACGACGGCUCUCGCUAUAG